AGCUAGGGAGUGUGGUGUGGUGUGGCCGUGUGGGUGAGGUUCAUCCGUCAGAGGCCUAAUUGUUGGAGAGGCAGGGCGGACGCAGGCUCCUCGCGAGGCUGUGCCGGCGGGUGGCAGCCACGGCGAGGCUGGGCGGCCGUCCCCGGCGUCCGGCGGAGCCCUUCGCCGGCGCCGGCGAAGCAGAGGCGAGGCAGCCGGCGACGCGGCGGCGACAGCGGCGGCACCGGCAGAUGGGGGCGCGCGUCAUGGCGUGGUGGCGGGCAAGGGUGGUCGCGCCCAUGCGCCGCGCCUGCAGGCUCGCCGUCGCCGCCGCCCGCGCCCGCGUCCGCAAGGGCGAGUGCGGGGUCCUGAACCUUCACCAGGACGUGCAGACGUGCGGCUACCACGACGUGCAGGUGAUGUGGGACAUGCUCAGCUCCGACAAGGAGGCCGCUGCCGCCGCCUCGGCGCCGGCGAAGCAGCAGCAGCAGCGGCGGAAGAGGCCGUUCUGGAGGCUGCCUCCGUCGUUCUGGCCCGCCCGGUCGCCGCGCGCCGCUGCAGCGCAGUGAGGCGAACGGCGUACGAGCUGGUGCCUGGCAAUGUGGACAGAAGGCAUAUAUCAUGGCACCCUGCCGCUGUCAUGCUGCUGCCUGCCAUUGCGCCCCGAGUUCAUGGCAAUGAUCCCUGCGACCAGACCAGCCCGACCAUGCAUGUGUAUACAAGAUUAUUGUAUAGUUUUUGGACAGAGCAAUUGAGUUCUGCUCUUAUCUGGUGUUAAUUUGCCCGUGCUCUGGCUUGGACAGAGCAGUUUGGACUUUGGACUUUGCCCCCAUCGAUAUAGAGUCUUUUGACCAUCUUUAUGC
Messenger RNA from Aegilops tauschii subsp. strangulata, 842 nucleotides. RefSeq lists its product as uncharacterized. The record is from RefSeq and is a predicted model, not a curated record. NCBI's taxonomy places the organism in Eukaryota, Viridiplantae, Streptophyta, Magnoliopsida, Poales, Poaceae.